This is a messenger RNA of Halichondria panicea, 1273 nucleotides long. RefSeq lists its product as uncharacterized. The transcript has a single exon. The record is from RefSeq and is a predicted model, not a curated record. NCBI's taxonomy places the organism in Eukaryota, Metazoa, Porifera, Demospongiae, Suberitida, Halichondriidae. The coding region runs from base 161 to 1174 and encodes 337 amino acids.
AUGCUGAUCCUAUUACCACCCACUUUAUAGCCCUUACAAUAAGCUAGCUAACAAGACCAACUAUUAUAAUAGCUGCUGCUGUAACUUGUGAACUGGAGGCUAAACAAAACAAAAUCAAACAAAUCAAUAACAUCUUUCCCACCCCCAUGUGCUUAUAAAUAUGGCAAUUGAGAAGAACUGUACAGAGUUGUCUGUGCCUCAAUAUGAAGAACUCGCUCUUGCAAGAGGACUAGCAGGAUUGGUUUGUGCAAUCAUCUCUCUAGUAAUCCUAGUGCUUAUGGUCAAAGGUUUGUUCAAGUCAAAGUUCACUAGAGGACUGCUGGAAUGGAUAGUGAUCUACUUGGCAAUGCUAACGAUUGUUGACGAUGUAUUAUUCCUUGUCAUAAUGCUCCCUACGCUAUCGGAAUGGUUCGGCUUCUGUCGAGCACUUGGGAUUGGACUAGAACUGGUCAACUGGGUGCAACAAGGAUGCACUAUCAUUCUCUCCUUCCACCAACUCUUCCUGCUCUACAAACUAGUCCAGAAAGUCAGAAAUCCGUACGCAGCUAUUAUGGCUCAGAGUGAGCAAACAGAGAAACAAGGAAAGGCCAUUAAGAAAUGUCACUAUGCACUGCUACUGCUAAUAUGGCUGCCUAUACUGUUGAAUGUAAUAUGGCUACCGUUCGAAGCCGAGGGCGAUUUCUUGGAGCAAGAACCGGAAUGGUGUUGGAUUGUGAGUAUUACUGAUGACUGUGAGAAAGAUGGAUUGGAAUUUGCCGAAGAGUUGAUCAUGUGGUUUAUACCUAUUGUCAUAGUGACCAUCACUGUUGGUAGUACUGCCAUAGCAACGCUAAUAGUCUGGGUGUACACUACGGUUAAGAAACGCUAUCAAGGGGUACAAAUCGUCAACGAGAAUUACAAGCCAAACAACUCCAUAACCCUCACUACGUACACCCUGUUCACACUCCUGUGCCUAAUCGAAUUAAGUGUCAGAACUUAUACUAUGAUUUAUCGCAAACACAAUUACACCAUGUGGAUGGUGUUCGCAGUGGUCACUCCAUUUAGGGACAUCCUACUCCCAGUGUGUUACAGUGUACAGGUCUUCUUGUACAAGAAACAAAACAGAGCUUUGCUCACACCCUCUCAGGGAAACACUGCAAUAAACACAAGUAUGGCUCACUUCCAGCCGGAUUAACAGUUAAUGCUAUACAUGUGUUUAUGUUUGUGUGUACUUGUUUCAUGUGUUUUUGUGUCCAUUUGAAGAAGAAAAAAGAGCCAAUUUUUUUUACAUGUG